CUCACUGCGAGGAGGAGGAUACUGCCUCUACUCACUGAAGCAGAAUCCUCUGAAGAGUUACUGAGGCAGAACUGAAAUCAUGGCUUUGCCUUCAAGCAGCAGCUGCUGCCGUGGCCGUUAACGAUGCCUCACGCAGGAGAAAGAUGCCCCUUUAACUCGGGGGUUUUAAUGGGAAGUUUCUAAGCCUGAUACAACAGCUUUGGAGCUGGGGUGUGCCAUCCAUCGGAUGCUGCUGGCAGCGACCUCUGGCUCCUGCUUGCAGCGACCUCUGGCUCCUGCUUCAACUCAGCCGAGCUGGGAAGAAUGGAAACGAGACAGGCUUCUAACUACCUGUAACUGCUUCACCAGGAAAUGGAUCAAGCGUUUGCCCAGCCAGAUCCAGCAUAUGCAAUUGGACCUGGCAGAGAGAAGACACAGAUGCUCCAAAUGAUGGGGAAAACCCACCAGACAAUGUUAUAACGCAGCCUCUCCAGGGAGCAGCCACCAUGAUCUCUGCAAACUGAUGAUGGAAGAGAGGGGAACCAGGAAAUUCUGUGCUCCGGAGUGUCUGAAUGAUGGAUGGAGGACAGCCCAUCCCUUCACCACUGGUACCCUUUGGGAAUGCAUCAGAUUCUAGCAUGUCUCUGGAACAGAAAACAACAUUUGUUUUUGUGAUUUUGUUGUUUAUCUUUUUGGGCAUCCUCAUCGUCAGGUGUUUCCGGAUUCUUCUAGACCCAUAUCGGAGCAUGCCAACCUCAACCUGGGCUGAUGGUCUUGAAGGCCUAGAGAAAGGGCAGUUUGAUCAUGCCCUUGCUUAGCAGGGACAGAGCAGGCUGCCCUCCUAAGGAGGCAAAGUGCUUUAUGUCUGAGCAAAGCUUCCUUUUUGUUAAUGUUCUCAACAAAUCAAAUUUUAACCAUCUCUGGUCCUAGGGCAAUGAUUUCAUAACCAUGCUAUUGUGUCUCAUUUGAGGAUAAUGGAAAGUUUACAUUACCGACCCCCCAAGAAGGAAGGAACAGACAUUUGUGUUUACUCAGUGAUUGUAUGUUGUUGAAGAUGUGAUUGGAAAACCAAGAGCACUGAGACUAGACUUUGCCAUCAACUGAAGCAAUCUGUGAUCAGAACAGAGAACAAACAAUAAGAGAAACUCUGAUUUGCGUUAGGACCAAGCCGAGAAGAGAUCACCUUGCUCAAAUCCUGCGUCUCAUUUUUAUUUCAUGCACAUUUAGGUCCCUGGGCAGUGAAGAAGCCAGUGCAGAGACAAUCGCAAUCAGGUACUUACUUUCUCCCAAAGUAAGGAACACUAAGAAGCAGUGGGGGUAGGUUUAGGAAAGAUAGUUAUUUACUUUGUAACUCUGGAUGAGAAUGCUAUCAUUUUCAUUUUGAAAUAACAUUAAACUCAAAAGUUUACAGAGUUUUGAAAUGACCAUGCCUAAUUCAGUCUCUGCACUCCUAUGUCUAGCACAUGUAGAUGUACUGAUGUAUAGUUUGAAUUUGCUGCCUCUACCUUUCUGAUAGAACUAAUGGGUUACAAGUGCGACUUCAAGGUUUUGCUUUUACAGGAAGUUGAUUGCUUAGCGAGAAGACUUUGGUUAUAAGAGGAGUAUGUGUUUAUAUCUGUGUAUGGUUAUCAAAUAAAAGUUUUC
Onychomys torridus (southern grasshopper mouse) is the source of this 1623-nucleotide messenger RNA. RefSeq names its product cortexin 3 (gene Ctxn3). The transcript has 3 exons. The record is from RefSeq and is a predicted model, not a curated record. NCBI's taxonomy places the organism in Eukaryota, Metazoa, Chordata, Mammalia, Rodentia, Cricetidae. The coding region runs from base 552 to 797 and encodes 81 amino acids.